AUGAAGCCAGCGCUGGGGGUACUUGCGCUCACAAUGGCGACGGUAGUGGCGGGUGGUGGCAUCUACGGGACUCGCGGGGACGUCAAGUUUGUUGAUACGUUGUCAGCGAUCCAUUCGUACGAGGAACAGAAUCCCAGCGUUGCUUCCGUUCACGAUGAGGUUCGGCGUGCACUCUUGGACGGGGCAGCAAGUUCUGAACAAUUAGAAGAGGACUUCGCCAAUGCGCAAGAAAAGUACAUGCAGCUCAAGAAGCUUCGUGUGCAGGUCGAGAUGGCCACGUCGCACUGCCAGGAUGAUAACUGUUUCGAUGAAGAGCAGCGUAAACUCUUUGCCUACUUGCAACGCGCUGGCAAGUUCAAGGGAAACCUUCCUCCAAUCGGGACGUUUUCUCGAGAACGUGCAAGCUUUCCAUUGCCCGAGUUCCCUUCGGCAGACGAACAUGAGCUCGAGACUCCUGUUGAACGUCCCGCACCUCGGUACAUGGAUCACAUGGGCCAGUUCGACCUUGACGACGACGAUGAGGAAAACAUGGACCUUGAACUGGACGAUGGGGACUUUGUCGACGAGUUUGCGUACGACCGAAAGAAGAACGGUCGACGGGGGUAUUUUCCAUCCAAGGAGGAGAUGGAAGACCAAAUUCGGCGGCAGGUGGAAGCACAUCUCAUGGAUGCUCGUGACGACAUGCAAGGCAAAGUGCAGUGGACUCCGGAAGGUGCGGCAACAGCAUCCAUUGUGUGUCUGCCGUACACGUCCAUCUGCGAUUUCAACAUCGUCGCCGGGAUCAUCUACACGGCCCUCGUCAGCCUCCUCGUGUCGGUCUUUAACCAGUCCAAGGGGUCGCGCAAGAAAUCCAAGAAAAAGUAAUUCUAAGUGUAUUAUUUUCAACGAGCGCCAAGUCAUGGUUGUUGGCACGAGAAUUGAGACUAGCGAUGACGACGACUCCCAGUCGAAGUCAGCUCGGUCGGCGGGUGACGCUACUUUCGCUC
Molecule: messenger RNA, 986 nt
Organism: Aphanomyces invadans
Lineage: Eukaryota; Oomycota; Saprolegniomycetes; Saprolegniales; Verrucalvaceae
Exons: 3
Coding region: 1-864 (287 amino acids)
Source: RefSeq, a predicted model, not a curated record